Molecule: messenger RNA, 1279 nt
Organism: Conger conger (European conger)
Lineage: Eukaryota; Metazoa; Chordata; Actinopteri; Anguilliformes; Congridae
Product: hatching enzyme 1.2-like
Exons: 9
Coding region: 44-922 (292 amino acids)
Biological process (GO): proteolysis
Molecular function (GO): metalloendopeptidase activity; zinc ion binding
Source: RefSeq, a predicted model, not a curated record
UCUAUAAAAGUAUAAAUGUGGGGCUCUGGCCACAGUGAGACAAAUGACUGAGACCCACAACUUAUUCAGUAUGUCACCCCUCUCCUUGUUCACCUUCACCUGCAUGGUACUCUGUGCAGUGCACUGUUCCCCCUCAGAGCAUGGUUCAUCUGACAUUUCUGAUGAUCUGGAGGAGAACCCAAUCUAUGACAACAGUCUGAAUGAAGAGGAAAGUGAUAUCUCAACUUUACUGGAGAAAGCCAACAAGAAUGUGGGGCAAGGACUGGACGAGCCGACUGUCAUUGGGGACAUUGCAGUUCCUACUGAUCUUGGGAACGCUGACCCUUGCACAGCUCGUGGAUGCAAGUGGAAAAAAUCUAAGAAAGGCAUUGUUUACGUGCCCUAUCGCAUCUCCAAACAGUUCUCAAGGCGGGAGAAGUGCAUCAUUAAGCGUGGGCUGAAGUCUUUUGCCUCCAGAACCUGUAUCCGUUUCAGGCGACGCAGAAGGGAGUGCGACUUUGUCGACAUCCAGUCUCGCUCAGGGUGUUACUCUUUUGUAGGGCGGCGAGGUGGUGGUCAGGUGGUGUCUCUGAGUCGCAGGGGCUGUGUCUAUCACAAGAUUGUCCAGCAUGAACUCCUGCAUGCCCUAGGUUUUGACCACGAGCAGACACGCAGUGAUCGUGAUCAGCAUGUUCGUAUCUUGUAUGAGAACAUCAAGCCAGGUCACAAGCACAAUUUUAGGAAAAUCAAAACCAACAACCUACAAACUCCAUAUGACUACAACUCUAUCAUGCAAUAUGGGAGGUAUGCCUUCUCCAAAGAUGGGAAGCCAACCAUUGUCCCCAUCCCAAACAGUAACGUGGCAAUUGGAAGAGCGAAAGAGAUGAGUAACAAUGACAUUCUGCGGGUGAAUAGGCUCUAUCGAUGUGGAAAAUAUGAGUAAUUGAAGACGCCUAUCUCAAAAAGAAGAUUUGCUAGGAUUUUUCUGGAAAAGCUUGCUUUAUGUCAUAAAUAAAUUUCAGACAUAGUCACAUCCAGAAUAUGAAUAAUCUGAAUUAUAAUAAUAAUAAUCUAUAUCUCUGUAUCAAACAGGAAGAUCUGGCUAAUUCAAGACUGGUAUCACAAAGACAAGAUUUGCUUGCUUUUUUAUUUGCUUGCUUUUUUCUGGAAAGCUCACUUCAUCAAAUAAUUCUUAAAAAUAUAUCAAUGUAUGUCAUGAAGAAAAUAAUGAGCUAAAAUCUGAAUUGUGUCAAACAUGUCUGUACUGCAAAUAAAACAACAUAUCUGCCUUCCAAAAAAA